This is a messenger RNA of Penicillium maclennaniae, 357 nucleotides long. Its product is annotated as RNA polymerase II mediator complex head subunit MED22. Bases 1 to 357 code for a protein of 118 amino acids. NCBI's taxonomy places the organism in Eukaryota, Fungi, Ascomycota, Eurotiomycetes, Eurotiales, Aspergillaceae. Gene Ontology annotation, cellular component: mediator complex. Gene Ontology annotation, biological process: regulation of transcription by RNA polymerase II. The transcript has 4 exons. The record is from RefSeq and is a predicted model, not a curated record. Gene Ontology annotation, molecular function: transcription coregulator activity.
AUGGAUGGACAACCCACUGCGAAGGCGCUGCACAAUCGCAUCAACGCCGACAUCUCGCAACUGUUGCAACGGUUCGAGAAUAUCAUGGCCACUGCGACGGUCAACAACCCCAGUUACACGGCGACUGCCGUCGAGACGUAUCAACUAGAUGUCGAAUCCACUGCUCUGAUUCGCGCCGCAGAGGACAUUCUCGCCUUGACCCGUACGAUGAAAGAGACCUGGCUUUUCGGCAAGCUUGACACUCUCGGUGAAAAUGAUCGUGAUGUCCAGCGCCGUGAAAAGCUUGAAACAGAUGUUCUCGCAGUUCAAAAGGCCAUUGAGGAGGGAGGGUUCCUGAAGGUAUCCCAAGAGAAAUAG